Molecule: messenger RNA, 698 nt
Organism: Cannabis sativa
Lineage: Eukaryota; Viridiplantae; Streptophyta; Magnoliopsida; Rosales; Cannabaceae
Product: peptidyl-prolyl cis-trans isomerase FKBP12
Exons: 5
Coding region: 88-426 (112 amino acids)
Molecular function (GO): peptidyl-prolyl cis-trans isomerase activity
Source: RefSeq, a predicted model, not a curated record
UAAAAGCAUAUAUAAUAGUCAAAAUUUCCGAGCCAUAAAAUCCCUAACUUAAGAAGAGCGGCGACGAGAAAAAGACAGGGACAAACAAUGGGAGUAGAGAAGGAAAUUCUUAGGCCUGGAACUGGACCCAAGCCCGUACCUGGUCGCAAGGUCACUGUUCACUGCACUGGUUAUGGCAAAAAUGGUGAUCUCUCCCAGAAGUUUUGGAGCACUAAAGAUCCUGGGCAGGAGCCUUUUGCAUUUACAAUUGGCCAAGGUUCUGUUAUAAAAGGAUGGGAUGAAGGUGUUCUUGGAAUGCAAGUGGGAGAAGUUGCUCGCCUGCGGUGCACUCCGGAUUAUGCUUAUGGUCCAAGUGCAUUUCCUGCAUGGGGAAUACAACCAAAUUCUUCUUUGGUUUUCGAGAUCGAAGUCCUCAAGGUGGAGUGAAAUUUGGACAGUAAAAAGCUAUGCAGAACAACUUAUUGUGUUCUUGCCAAACGUAUCUAAAUUAUUAUUAUGUGAUACGAAUAAUAAUAUCUUUGGAGGCUUGCUUGAUGAGUACUUAUAAGUCAACCCUUCUCCUUUGAGUAAAUGUAUUCUCACUAUUUUCUCAUCUUUACUGCAGACUGAAUUUGUUCCUUAAAAGCAGUCUUAUUGUGUGGUGUUGUAGUUGGGAUACAUGAUUUGAUUGAGGAAACUAUGCUUACUUGACACCCAAA